This is a messenger RNA of Ictalurus punctatus (channel catfish), 2083 nucleotides long. It is a transcript of the gene f2rl2, whose product is annotated as coagulation factor II (thrombin) receptor-like 2. Gene Ontology annotation, biological process: phospholipase C-activating G protein-coupled receptor signaling pathway; thrombin-activated receptor signaling pathway; blood coagulation. The coding region runs from base 205 to 1299 and encodes 364 amino acids. The transcript is spliced from 2 exons. Gene Ontology annotation, molecular function: thrombin-activated receptor activity. Lineage: Eukaryota; Metazoa; Chordata; Actinopteri; Siluriformes; Ictaluridae. Gene Ontology annotation, cellular component: membrane. The record is from RefSeq and is a predicted model, not a curated record.
GGCAGGAAACCACACCACGGCUGUAAAUGACAAUGCUUAUAGAGAACGUCAACUUCAGCUGGACGUUCUGUUUUUCAGAUGUCUUUGGAUUUGUUUUUUUAUUUAAAAAUGUGCUUAACUAAUUGUAUUGAUUGUUACCACCAAAAGGAAAACAAUGACAGAUGGAAAAUUUAAUGAAUGCCAGGAAUUUAAGAGGAGACAAUUAUGUGGAGACUGCUUUUGAUACUCUUGUAUGCUUUUGUGCUGACGGACUCAAGCCUUGCCCAAGACAGACCAGAAGACUGUACCACUAGUGGCCUUGGUCCAAGAACAUUUUAUGGGAAAAGAGCCAUAAGUACAAUUAAACAUAAUUUAACCUUAGAUCUACCAGCACUUAACAUCACCAACAAUCAUGUGAACUACACAGCUGGAUUUGUCAGCACCAGGAUCAUUCCAGUAGCUUAUAUGAUCGCUAUUGUUAUAGGAAUUCCUUCAAACACCCUGGUACUGGCAUUUCUCAGUCGGAAGACUAGAAGUUUGUCUAGCGCAAUCCUCCACUUAAGCCUAGCAGCUUCAGACCUUCUCCUCUUGGUCUCUCUCACCCUUAAAGUCCACUACCAUCUGAACGGCAACAACUGGGUGUUUGGAGAACUCGCCUGCAAACUUGUCACAGCCUGCUUUUAUGGUAACAUGUACUGCUGUAUACAUACCCACAUGUGUGUUAGCAUAUUGCGGUAUUUAGCUGUGGUGCAUCCGUUCCUGUACAGAGGACUCUCCAAAAGAUCUUGCACAACCUGGGCAAGCCUGACCGUCUGGACAGUUUUUGCUAUGGCCAUGGCUCCGGAAUUCCUCACUCAUCAAAGCUACUACCUCCCUGAGGUUGGGAUUGUCACAUGUCAUGACAUUCUGCCUUAUGAUGAGAAACUGUACAACUUUCUGAUUCCUUAUAGAUUAUGCCUAAUUAUUUUAGGCUUCAUAUGUCCUUUCACAGUCAUCAUAUUUGCCUAUGGAUCCAUUGUACAUCAGCUACACAGGUCUAGCUGUGAUUUUACAUAUUACAUCAAGGCAAGCACACUUGUAUUUGUGAUCUUCUUAGUGUGUUUCACUCCAAGUAACACAAUCCAUGUCAUACAUUAUGUGAGACUGUAUACAAGCAAGCAAGAUGAUUUCUAUAAUUACUUCAGUGUAGCUGUGUGUGUCUGCUGCUUUCACAGCUGCCUGGACCCCUUCCUCUCCUACUUUAUAACAAAGACUACAAACUCCAGAGUGGAUUUUGUCUCCCUUGCAAGAACAUCCCUAAGGAGUUCAGUGAUUAUCUAAACAACUGGGAUGUGCAUUUUUGGUAUUUUUGGUAUUAUCAAGGGUAGAAUGGGGGUGCUCUAGAUCCAAAAUAGCUGAACAAUAGUAACAGAAUGUUAUUGUUAGUUAGGAGAAUAGUGAUAGAGGCACGUGAACAAACACAAUGCAAACCCACACCCAGUAAAAUGGAACUACAUUUAAGUUGGCCACAUUCUGACUUUGCUACUUAUACUGUUAUAACCAUAGUCCAAGUUAGAGACAAACAUUAUGUUUGAUUCACAUUCUAAACCUUGUUAAUAUCAUAUAUUUGACCUACGUUGUGCAUACAAGUAAGAACAGGAGAAUUUUGUGUAUUUUUGCCUGGGCACAUGUAUCUAUUCUAUAAUGUAACAUAGGUUACUUCAGUUAUCUAGGCUUCUAAUGCUGAAUGUAUAAUGUUUCAAGAAAAACUCAAUCUUAACAGACAUUUUAAUCACUUGUAUGCACAAUUAGGUCAUAAUGUUUUAUACUGAUUGAAGCAGUUUUUCCAAUUUAUCCAAUAUUAAAAGCAACGGCAUUUUAUAAAAGAUAUAUUUCCAUUUUUUUGGUACUGGCAGUGAGUAAUUAUUUGGAAAUGAAAAAAAAAAAGGCUGAUUCUUCCUCUGCUGUUGCUUUUAUUAAAAUAUCCUGUUGUUUGUAAAGGCCUUUUUUUUCAGCUUUAAUCAUGAGUCAUAUAUGGGGUUUCCAUAUUUUUUUCAUAGUGUUGAUGUAAUAUUGCAUUUCUUUGUGUGCUACAUCUUCAUUAAAAAAAAAAUCACACUCUCAA